This is a messenger RNA of Gossypium raimondii (Peruvian cotton), 1550 nucleotides long. RefSeq lists its product as uncharacterized. Gene Ontology annotation, biological process: cell-cell adhesion. The coding region runs from base 150 to 1424 and encodes 424 amino acids. NCBI's taxonomy places the organism in Eukaryota, Viridiplantae, Streptophyta, Magnoliopsida, Malvales, Malvaceae. The record is from RefSeq and is a predicted model, not a curated record. The transcript is spliced from 2 exons.
UUACACCAUAGCUCUCCCUUGCCUUUUCUUGAACCAGUCUUUUUACUCCAACGCUUGCUUUGCCGUCUCUUUCUCCUUUCUAGUUUUCCUUCUCCUUUUCUUCUACAUUUUCCCAGAGAAAAAAAAAAACCCAAUAAGACUUUGUAGUGAUGGUUGAAUUGAUGCAUGUAACAGCAGCAGUGGUAAUCAUUGUUAUUUUUUUGAUCCUUUUGGUAGUGUUUAUACUUAAGUGGUGUCUUCAUAAAGAGAGUACUGAAGGUAAAGACAUGGUUGCUGAUCACCACUAUGUUUUCCGACGUGGGGUGUCGGCAAAGCCAUUGUUUAGUUGGUCUGAUCAUCCAUCUCUCAUCACAGAUGCAGUUGAAAAUGGAUGGUCUAGAUUUGGUUUCACACCCUACAACAUAUCAUCAUCAACAAGGUCAUCAAGCUUGUUGGGAUUAUGUGCAGCUGUUGAUUUUCUAAGAGGGAAUGAUGUUGAAUUAAGUUGGGAAGUAUGUCAAGGAUCAGCUGAUUUCAUGCAAAAGGUUAGGCUAAAAUCUGGGUCAUCCAUGGCUGCAGCAUCAUCAGCUGUUAUUAGAACAGCUUUGCCUUUACCAGGCCCACCUUUAGGGAACACUGCUUUUCCUCAAGAAGCUUAUUUUGAAAUCAAGAUUUUGUAUUGCCAUGGUGAUGAUGAUAGUGGGAAGCUCAAGGAAUUAGGUGAGAAAACAAAAUUGAUCCAUGAACAUCAAGAUUCCCACCAUGUUAUUAACAAGGUUGAUGAAUUAAAAUCUGCAACUAAAGAUGAUGGAAAAGGUGAAGAACAAGUGAUGUUAUCAAUGGGAUUAACAGCAGGUGGUUCUCUUCCUUCGAAGCUUCCUGGUACUUAUCCAGGUUCCAUUGGUUUCAAUUCAGAUGGUUCGGUCUUUCUUGACGGAAUUAAGCUUAUUUUCGAAUCCGAGAAAGAAGACUGGGGGAAACCAGGGAAAGUGAUAGGUUGCGGUUUCAAUCCGAAGCAAAAGAAAGUGUUUUUCACAUUAGACUCGGAGUUAGUACAUGUAAUAAACUGUAAGUCUGAGGAAUUCGGGACACCUCUAUAUCCGACACUAGCAGCAAACGAUGAUGUUUUGGUUCUAGUUAAUUUCGGACAAAGUGCAUUCGUUUACAGUCCGGCGAACGGGCAACGGACACCGAAUCCAUGCUUCAUUGGCCCUGUGGUGAAUUCCCCUGCUGCUGCAGCAGCUUUAGGGUACGAAGACAGCAAAGAGCUAUUUUCAAUGGGGAGAAUUGAUUCUCAAUGGCUUAAUAGAUGCACAAAUAAAGGCAGCCAUAAUAAUUAUGGGACAAAUUGUUCAACAAUGGAAUUUGAUGAAGAAUCUGAGGCUGAUUUGUUUGAAAUUGUAUUGGAUAAUCAUAAUGGAAGAUCCCCUAACUUAGUUUUGUAGCAUGUGAAACUGAGAUUUUGUUUGAUUUUUUUGGAAUGAGUGUGUGGGUUUUGGCGUUGAAAAUUGAACUUGUUUUAGUUGUAUAGUUUUUAAUUGGAGUUUGGUAGAUUGCAAAUGCUUCAAUUC